AUGGAUACCAUACGGGGAGGUUGGUGCGUUUUACCCGUACUCUUGCUAGCGAUAUCAUCGUUCAUGACAAUCUCAUCCCGUCAUACGUCUGUAGCUCCAUGGUGUGUUAUGAUUGAUUAUGUAUUAUUGGGUUUUGAAGACGCAAUCAAUCAGACUAAGACGCAGAAAUUAUGUCACAAUGCCUGCAAAGACUCGGGUUGGUGUGAAUCUUCAAACUACGAGAUGGCAUCAGGUCAGUGUCAGCUCCUUAACGCUUCUCACCAUGAUGAGUCUAGAAGCUUGGUGCCAAGUAAGGGCUGGAUUUACUCCUUCACCUGUAUCAAGCCUACAAGUCCUGCUGGACAAGAAAAUCCAGACUACCCGUGUUUGGACAUGACAAGCAAUAAUCAAGACUACCCCAUCUUCUUAACACCGGAGGACUAUCCCAGUGCCGACUUGACACAGGCCAAAGAGCGCUGUGCACAGUGUGAUAUGCAACUGUGUUCAUUGGCUCAGUUGAAAGCUGCCUACGAUGUCGGUUACCGUAAUGAUGAAUGGGGCCUGUACGACACCCCAGGACGAGACGUAAAAGUGAUGCCGUGUGCUGGCUGGUUCAAUGCAGGGGAGUGCUACUACACCGAAGAAGGUUAUUUGAAAAGCUCAAUCCCAAAUACACCAAGAGUCGGAGUUGCUGAUUCGGUUUACUGCUGUGAUGCAUGAAAGCCUCUCUAUAGCAGGAGACGCAUAUAUGAAGCUCGUAUUCUCCUCGUAUCACGUGUCACCCCUGUAUUCUUGUCCUUGUGCGAUCCAUUUACCCUACUCUUACGUGUUCUAUAAUAGCAAAAAUAAACAAAAUAGUUAUAUUGGUAAGCAUGUUCGCUCAAAAAACGAUUUUAGAUAAAUACAAAUUGGUUUAACGAACUCCGAUGACAGCUUGGCUCUUGAGGUUUUUUUUAGAGUAAGUUUGUACAUUAUUGAAAUUCUCUUGUAAUUCCCAAUUGGUCUGUUUGACAACAAAGGGAGUUCUUAUCUUUGAGAAAUUAGAAUUUUUCAAAGAACCAUGAUGAGGCGUUCAGUUAUUGCAUAAAUUGUAUAUUAACUACAACUUGAUUAAGUCGGUGUAAGCUAUUAAUUAUUGCUUUCAUAGUUACAUUACUGCUUAAAAUAGUAGUCUAUUUUUUUGUUCUGAAGAUUUAAAUUUUUCGGUGUGUUUGUGUGCUGUUGUGUGAGGUGUAUGUUUAGUACUGAUAUUUGACAUUAUAGCUUGCGUAUAGAAGCCCUAGCAUUUUAAAAGUAACAAUGUCUUAUUUAAAAGUUAAUUAGUUACGAACUAUAAAUUGGUAAAAUACAGAUAUCCAAAUUGUUAUUACGGAUAUUGUACCUUUAUUACUGAUUCAUAAAUAACUUUAGACAAUUUCGCUAUUCCUACUGGUGGAGAGCGGGUGUUUAAACGGUUGAUAGCAACAGCUGGAGCUGUUUCUAACCGGUUGUUUAAAAAAAUGUAACACACGUAUGUGUCCAUGGAGGAAGGCAGAGCUCAAGGACGUCGGAAAACGGAUAUUUUUUACAGAUUUUCUUACUU
Messenger RNA from Asterias rubens (European starfish), 1561 nucleotides. RefSeq lists its product as uncharacterized. The transcript has 3 exons. The record is from RefSeq and is a predicted model, not a curated record. Lineage: Eukaryota; Metazoa; Echinodermata; Asteroidea; Forcipulatida; Asteriidae. Bases 1 to 699 code for a protein of 232 amino acids.